GUUCGCAGGUUUCCUGGUCAGUGCGUCUGAUGCUCGAGUCGGAGUCACGUCUCUGUGGAUAAUCUCAUCGAGCUGUUCUUCUGAAUACAUCGAUAUGAAGGCGCUAACGGGGCUGCUGCUGUUGGUCUUUGGCCACGGUGUGUCCUCAGUGCUUCACUCUAUGCAGUAUUUCCUCACGGGGUCGUCUGGACUCACAACCUUCCCAGAGUUUGUUGCUGUUGGGAUGGUGGAUGGAGUUCAGUUUGACUACUAUGACAGCAACACCCAGAGAGUAGUCCUCAAACAGGACUGGAUGGAGCAGGUCACCAGAGAGGACCCCGACUACAUGGAGAGGAACACUGGAAAGGCUCAGGGUGCCCAGCAGACCUUCAAAGCCAACAUUGGGAUUGCCAAGCAGCGCUUUAACCAGACAGGAGGUGCCCACAUGUUUCAGUUCAUGUGUGGUUGUGAGUGGGAUGAUGAGGAUGAUUCUACUGAUGGUUAUCACCAGUUUGGUUAUGAUGGAGAGGACUUCAUAGCGUUCGACCUGAAGACCCUGACCUGGGUCGCUCCAGUACGUCAGGCUGUCACCACCAAACUGAGAUGGGAUCAGGAUAGAGCUCUGAAUCAACACAGGAAGAACUACCUCACCAAGGAGUGUGUUGAUUGGCUGAAGAGGUACCUGGCCUAUGGGAAGAGCACUCUGCAGAGAACAGAGCGUCCGCGGGUGUGUCUGCUCCAGAGGAGCCCCUCCUCCCCAGUGGUGUGCCAUGCUACAGGCUUCUACCCUGACAGGGUGGUGGUGUUCUGGAGGAGAGACGGCCAGGAGCUCCAUGAGCAGGUGGACCCCGGGGAGGUCCUCCCCAACCACGACGGGACCUUCCAGGUCAGCGUGGACCUCAACCUCACAGCCGUCCCACAGGAGGACUGGGGGAGGUACGAGUGUGUGGUCCAGCUGAAAGGCAUCGAGGACAUCUCCACCCCCCUGGACCCCGCCCUCAUCAGGACCAACUGGGGUAGGGUGACCAGAUCCCAAUUCACCAGAUGUGGGUCAAAGACUACGUUUGUGUGGGACAAUGUGGGACAAUGUGGGAUACCAAUGCAUCGAGCUGCCCCACCCAGACGCAGCACAGUGGACGUGGUCUCCCUUCAGCGUCAGCUUUUGGAGGAAGUUAAAAUGCUGAGGCGUACUCAGGAGCAACUCCUGCAGGUGGAGAGGGAAAAGCUGCUCGUCGAGAGGGAGAAGCUUCGCCUUGCCCAAGACAAGUCUGAUUAAAAGAAAUAAUAAUGCUGAACCUAGAAUAAAACAGCAAUCACUCAGAGGUUUUCAUGUGUGGUUUAUU
Molecule: messenger RNA, 1322 nt
Organism: Gadus chalcogrammus (walleye pollock)
Lineage: Eukaryota; Metazoa; Chordata; Actinopteri; Gadiformes; Gadidae
Product: H-2 class I histocompatibility antigen, Q9 alpha chain-like
Exons: 6
Coding region: 95-1255 (386 amino acids)
Biological process (GO): immune response
Cellular component (GO): external side of plasma membrane
Source: RefSeq, a predicted model, not a curated record